Molecule: messenger RNA, 6632 nt
Organism: Salarias fasciatus (jewelled blenny)
Lineage: Eukaryota; Metazoa; Chordata; Actinopteri; Blenniiformes; Blenniidae
Gene: abcc1
Product: ATP binding cassette subfamily C member 1 (ABCC1 blood group)
Exons: 31
Coding region: 84-4601 (1505 amino acids)
Biological process (GO): glutathione transmembrane transport; xenobiotic transport
Cellular component (GO): basolateral plasma membrane
Molecular function (GO): ATP hydrolysis activity; ATP binding; ABC-type xenobiotic transporter activity
Source: RefSeq, a predicted model, not a curated record
GAGCCGCAGCUUCCGCCCGGACCGCAGUUAUAAAACCUCCGCGGAGCUCCACGGACCCUCAAACUCCUCCUGCGUCCGGGCGAAUGGGGUUUGACGGGUUCUGCAGUCCCGACAGUUCCGACCCGUUCUGGGACUGGAACCGAACAUGGAACACGUCCAAUCCGGACCUCACGCCGUGUUUCCAGAACACGGUCCUGGUCUGGGUGCCAUGCAUCUACCUCUGGAUCUGUGUCCCCGUCUACCUCAUCUACCUCCGCAGCCACAACAACGGCUACAUCUGCAUGAGCCACCUCAACAAAGCCAAAACCGCCGUGGGCUUCCUGCUGUGGAUGGUCUGCUGGUCGGACGUGUUUUACUCCCUGUGGGAGCGGAGCCACGGCGGCAGCGUCCCGGCGCCCGUCCUCCUCAUCAGCCCCACCGUCCUGGGCCUCACCAUGCUGCUGGCCGCCAUCGUGACCCAGUAUGAGCGGAUGAAAGGGGUCCAGUCGUCCGGCGUGAUGCUCGUCUUCUGGCUGCUGGCUCUGCUCUGCGCCUCCGUCUCCUUCAGAUCCAAGAUCCUGCAGGCCCUGCAGCAGCCGCUGACGGUGUCGGUGUGGCGGUACACCACCUUCUACCUGUACUACGCCCUGCUGCUGGUGGCGCUGGUCCUGUCCUGCCUCACCGACCAGCCGCCCCUCUUCUCCCAGAUGGUGAAGGACCCGAAUCCCUGUCCGGAGCCCGGAGCCUCCUUCCUCUCCAGGAUCACCUUCUGGUGGAUCACCAGGAUGAUGGUGACGGGCUACAAGCGCCCCCUGGAGGAGAAGGACCUGUGGACCCUGAACCCUGAGGACCGCUCCCACAGCGUUGUCCCCCGCCUGGUGGAGUGCUGGAACACCGAGUGCCACAACAUCAAGAAGACAGAACACCAAACAGUGUUCUCCCCCAAGCGGGCCCCCCGCGGAGAGGACAAAGACGGCAACCCCGUGGAGGAGUCUGAGAUCCUGCUGAUGAAAAACUCCAAGAAAACAAAGGAGGCCUCCCUUCUGUGGGCGCUGUGCCUGACCUUUGGGCCCUACUUUCUCAUUUCCUGCCUGUACAAGAUCAUCCAGGACAUCCUCAUGUUCGUGGGGCCUGAGAUCCUCCGACUGCUCAUCCGCUUCAUCAACGACUCCAGCGCCCCCUCCUGGCAGGGCUUCUUCUACACCGCCCUGCUCUUCCUGUGUACCUGUGUGCAGUCGCUCAUCCUGCAGCAGUACUUCCACGUGUGCUUCAUCUCCGGCAUGCGCCUGCGGACCGCCGUCAUCGGCGCCGUCUACAGGAAGGCGCUGGUCAUCACCAGCGCGGCCCGCCGGACCUCCACGGUGGGAGAGAUCGUCAACCUGAUGUCUGUGGACGCCCAGCGCUUCAUGGACCUGAUCACCUACAUCAACAUGAUCUGGUCCGCUCCUCUGCAGGUGGUGCUGGCCCUCUACUUCCUCUGGCAGAACCUGGGCCCCUCCGUGUUGGCAGGAGUGGCCGUGAUGGUUCUCAUGGUUCCUGUUAACGCCGUUAUCGCCAUGAAAACCAAAGCCUACCAGGUGGCUCAGAUGAAGAGCAAAGACAACCGCAUCAAGCUGAUGAACGAGAUGCUGAACGGGAUCAAGGUGCUGAAGCUGUACGCCUGGGAGCUGGCCUUCAAGGACAAGGUGUCUGCGAUCCGGGAGAGCGAGCUCAAGGUCCUGAAGAAGACGGCGUACCUGGGCGCCAUCUCCACCUUCACCUGGGUGUGCGCGCCCUUCCUGGUGGCGCUGUCCACGUUCACCGUGUACGUGCUGAUCGACGAGCGCAACGUCCUGGAUGCCCAGAAGGCCUUUGUGUCUCUGGCGCUCUUCAACAUCCUGAGGUUUCCUCUCAACAUGCUGCCCAUGGUCAUCAGCAGCAUGGUGCAGGCCAGCGUGUCUCUGAAGCGUCUGCGGGUGUUCCUGUCCCACGAGGAGCUGCAGGAGGACAGCGUGGAUCACCGGGCCGCAGGCUCUCCACACAGCAUCUCCGUGGUGGACGGCGCUUUCAGCUGGUCCAAGGCCGAGUCGCCCACACUCAAGAGGCUGAAUGUGUGUAUUCCAGAAGGCUUCCUGGUGGCCGUGGUGGGACACGUGGGCUCGGGGAAGUCCUCGCUGCUCUCGGCCCUCCUCGGAGAGAUGGACAAGAUGGAAGGAAGUGUGACCGUCAAGGGUUCUGUGGCCUACGUUCCCCAGCAGGCCUGGAUCCAGAACUCCAGCCUGAAGGACAACAUCGUGUUCGGCCAGGAGCGGAGGGAGGCGUGGUACCAGCAGGUGGUGGAGGCCUGCGCCCUGCAGCCCGACCUGGAGAUCCUCCCCGCCGGAGACGAGACCGAGAUCGGAGAGAAGGGCGUGAACCUGUCCGGAGGGCAGAAGCAGAGGGUGAGCCUGGCCAGAGCCGUGUACUGUGACCGAGCGGUGUACCUGCUGGACGACCCGCUGUCCGCCGUGGACGCCCACGUGGGAAAGCACAUCUUCGACAAGGUGGUGGGUCCUCAGGGACUGCUCAAAGACAAGACCCGUGUGCUGGUGACCCACGGCCUCAGCUACCUGCCGCAGGUCCACCUGAUCCUGGUGAUGGUGGAAGGAGAGAUCACGGAGGCCGGCUCCUACCAGCAGCUCAUGGCCACGGACGGAGCGUUCGCCGAGUUCCUGCGGACCUACGCCACCGUGGACCAGGGCGACGGCAACGCUGCAGAGUCCACGCCGAAGACGGUCCCCAAGGAGGCGGAGAACGGCAGCGUCGCCUCGCUGGUGGGUGUGUCCAGUGUGUCCACAGCGGACAAGGAGCAAAGCAAGAAACCCAAGAACCCCGACGUGGGGAAACUGACCGAGGCCGACAAGGCCAGCACGGGGCAGGUCAAGCUGUCGGUGUUCUGCUCCUACCUGAAGGCCGUCGGCGUCGUCCUGUCCUCCAUCAGCCUGCUGCUCUUCUUCGCCCAUCACCUCCUCUCCCUCUUCUCCAACUACUGGCUCAGCAAGUGGACGGACGACCCGGUGGUCAACGGCACGCAGCCCGACCGGGAGAUGAGGCUCAGCGUAUACGGAGCCCUCGGCGUGUCGCAGGGCGUGGCGGUCUUCGGGUACUCCCUGUCCAUGUCCAUCGGCGGCAUCCUGGCGUCCCGCUUCCUGCACCAGUCCAUGCUGUACAACGUGCUGCGCUCGCCCAUGUCUUUCUUCGAGCGCACGCCCAGCGGCAACCUGGUGAACCGCUUCGCCAAAGAGAUGGACACCAUCGACUCCAUGAUCCCCCUCAUCCUCAAGAUGUUCCUGGGCUCCAUGUUCAACGUGCUGGGAGCGUGCGUCAUCAUCCUGAUCGCCACGCCGCUGGUCGCCAUCAUCAUUCCCGUCUUCGGCUUGCUCUACUUCUUCGUGCAGCGGUUUUACGUGGCGUCCUCACGCCAGCUGAAGCGCCUGGAGUCGGUGAGCCGCUCCCCCAUCUACACCCACUUCAGCGAGACGCUGCUGGGCACCUCCGUCAUCCGGGCCUUCGGCGAGCAGGAGCGCUUCAUCCAGGAGAGCGACCGGCGGGUGGACCACAACCAGAAGGCCUACUAUCCCAGCAUCGUGGCCAACAGGUGGCUCGCCAUUCGCCUGGAGUUCGUGGGAAACUGCAUCGUGUCGUUUGCAGCUCUGUUCGCAGUCAUCGCCAGAGAGAGUCUGAGCCCGGGCAUCAUGGGACUGUCCAUAUCCUACGCCCUCCAGCUGACGGCCUCGCUCACCUGGCUGGUCCGGAUGUCCUCCGACGUGGAGACCAACAUCGUGGCUGUGGAGAGAGUGAAAGAGUACAGCGACACCGAAAAAGAGGCAGAGUGGAAACACGAGCCCAGCACCCUGAACCCCGGCUGGCCCACCGUCGGCCACAUCGAGUUCAAAAACUUCGGCCUGCGUUACCGUGACGACCUGGACCUGGCCAUCCGCGACAUCAGCCUCAGCAUCAGCGGCGGGGAGAAGGUGGGCAUCGUGGGGCGGACGGGAGCCGGGAAGUCGUCGCUGACUCUGGGUCUGUUCCGGAUCAUCGAGGCGGCCGAGGGACAGAUCUUCAUCGACGGAGUGAACAUCGCGGAGCUGGGACUCCACGAGCUGCGGUCCAGAGUCACCAUCAUCCCUCAGGACCCGGUGCUGUUCUCCGGCUCUCUGAGGAUGAACCUGGAUCCGUUCGACUCCUACUCAGACGAGGAGGUGUGGAGGGCUCUGGAGCUGUCCCACCUCAAGACCUUCGUGUCGGGCCUGCCGGAUAAACUCGGCCAUGAGUGCAGCGAAGGAGGAGAAAACCUCAGCGUGGGUCAGAGGCAGCUGCUGUGUCUGGCCCGAGCUCUGCUGAGGAAGACCAAGAUCCUGGUCCUGGAUGAAGCCACGGCCGCCGUUGACAUGGAAACCGACAACCUGAUCCAGUCCACCAUCCGCUCCCAGUUCGAGGACUGCACCGUGCUGACCAUCGCUCACCGCCUCAACACCAUCAUGGACUACACCAGGGUUCUGGUUCUGGAGCGGGGCCGCAUGGCCGAGUUCGACUCUCCGUCCAGUCUCCUGACUCACAGAGGAGCUUUUUACCACAUGGCCAAAGACGCUGGGCUGGUCUGAAGGGGGGGGGGGUCACCGGGGUCACCGGGGUCACGCCGGGUCACAGGGUAGCGGGGGCCGCAGCGUGGGCUGGUUGGAGGGCAGAAGAGCCUCCGGGUCCCCGUCCUGAGCCUCCUGUGCUGCGGGGGGCGCCAGAGUCCAGCAGGACGAGCUGUUAGUUCUUUAGUCUGGUCUGUUUCUGUGCUGCGACAGGAAGUCCUCCAGAGACUGAAGCAGGGACGAGACCUCCAGAGAAAAAACUGCUGGUUUGCUUUUGUUUUAGUGCGAAACGUGCCAAUACGAGGAGUUCCUUCAGAACGGAAAACCUGAAAAGUUAAGUUUUCGCCUUUAAAAAAAAAAAAAAAAAGUAAAUAUAAGAGAAGUUAAUUUUAAAUACCAUGGAAAUUCCAGUGAAAGUUUCCUUUGCGGCGUCUUUUACAUGAUUUCUAUCGUUCACGUUUCUACUCAUGCUAAUGUUCCGCUAGCGCUGAGGAAUCUAGCUUCCACCGGCUUCCAGUCAUAAAGCCGGAAGUAAUGUUCAGUUUGACUUUAUUGUGAAAAUAUUGAACUCCUUCAGGUUUUCUCGGUAAACAUUUGAAUGUACAGAGGGUUUUCUUUCGUGGGAGUGGGGAGCGGUGGCGGAGCGCCCCCCUCAGGGCGGACGCCUCGUCGCGACGCUGCGGUGGAAGGUUUUCCCAGAGGGCUGCAGUCCGCGCUCACCGUAACGCAGCUGCUGGAGCAGGCAGCCGUGAGCACGGCCCAAGGGCUCACGGUUCGAGUGCAGAGUGGAGUGUGUGUGUGUGUGUGUGUGUGUGUGAGAAAGAACACACACUGCUCUCCUCAGCUCGGCCGCUGUGUUGUGAGAUUUCCUCCUUCUGCACUGAUUUCUUAUGGAGGAACAAAACUGCCAUCAUUAAAAAUACAUACAGAAAUAUAAAAACGGGUCAACAUAUACAUUGAUGUGCCAAUAAAUCAUACAAAAUGAAUAAUUAAUCAUUUAUUUUCAUGAGAAAAUCUAUAAAAUGUGACUGAAAAUAUAUAUUUAUUUUGUCAUUUUUUCUUAACUCUAGCUAUGUUAUAUUUAUUUUAAAGUUGAUUGGCCAAUAGGUGAGGAGCUGACGCCAAGACCCGCCUUGAAGCCCCGCCCCCUCAUUUACAUAGUGAUGCAGAAAUAAAUAUGUGGCUAAAAGUACAGGAAGAAAAUCACAGAUUGGAAAUAAUAAAGAUAUAAAUGUGACAGUGAAUAAAAAAGUGUCAACAAAUAAAGUGUCAGAUGACAAUAAAAUGCAGAAACAUAAUUUGGAGAAAAGAAUGUAAAACGUAAACACAAAAAUAAACACAGGCAUCAAAAUUAAUGAGGAAAGAAAUUUGAAAAAUAAAAGAAUCACCAAAUAGAUAUUUUCAGUCACAUUUUAUAGAUUUUCUCAUGAAGAACAAUUUUUUUUAACAUUAUUUAUUGGCUCAUAAAUGUAUAUAUUGACCCAUCUGUAAAUGUCUAUUUAUUUAUUAUUAUGGCAGUUUUGGUCCUCCAUAAUUUCUUGCUUUAAUCUGAUGUGCGUGCGUGCGUGUGUGUGUGUGUGUGUGCGCGCGCGCGCGCGUGUAUGUGUGUGUGCGUGUGUGUGUGUGUGUGUGCGUGCGCGCUCUAACGGGCAUUUUGAAAACAGAAUGUUGUGAACUGGGUGGGUCUGAGGGAACUGGCCUCGUCCAUGUUGGAUUCAGGUCAUCUGCUGAAAUCCCAUUUAAAUUCACCCUGACGAGUUACAGAUGUCCGGUCGUGUGAUGAAGCAAACGGCUUCCCAGUUCGAUCAUAAAGAUGGACGAGGUGCCUCUCCAGUACAUUCGGUCCUUUUUUCAUGUGACGUUAUUGGAGCAGUUGUGGCCUGAUUUUAAAUCCCGUCCUCGUUCUGCCUCAUCCACGCCGUCUGAGAUCUUUACUUCCUGAAGGUGUUCUGAUUGGUCUGGCUGGUUUUCUCUCUGACCCACAUGUUGGUGGCUCUGUGUGUUUCUGUGAUUUUGUUUAUUUUUUUAAUUGAAUAAAGCUUUUCCGGAUCA